Molecule: messenger RNA, 693 nt
Organism: Nelumbo nucifera (sacred lotus)
Lineage: Eukaryota; Viridiplantae; Streptophyta; Magnoliopsida; Proteales; Nelumbonaceae
Source: RefSeq, a predicted model, not a curated record
AUGCAGGUAUGGCAGAAGAAAAACAAGUCCCUCAAAGACUAUUUGGCUAGAUUCAACAAGGAAGCACUACAGGUUAGGAACUUGAAUCAGUCUAUGGCUGUCACCGCUAUCCAGCAUGGCCUAGCCCCAUUCAACUUUUCCAUCUUUAAAAACCCUCCGCAAACCCUGGCUGCGUUGAUGAGCCAUGCGCAAAAGUAUAACAAUGCAGAAGAAGUGCAGACACAACUACAGGAUGAGGAAGAGGGGCCUGACAAGAGGAGGAGAGAAAGUCAGAAAGAUCAGACCGAUACCAUAAGAGUCCUGAUGCAAAUCCACGACCGUAACUACAUUCUUUGGCACGAGAAGAUGAAAACGCAAAGCAACAAGAGGAAUCACGACAAAUAUUGCGAUUUCUAUAGAGAUCAAGGCCACGAUACAGAGAACUGCUUCGACCUACGCAACCACAUUGAAGACCGAAUCAAGCGCGGAUACCUCGGUGGAUUCAUCAAGAGCGAGAAGUCGGCACAGGAAGAAAAACACACAGAGGAUGCUCGACCGUCGCCCCGAACUCCCCCUACUGGUGUGAUUCACGUCAUAUCAGGUGGAGUCGCCGCAGGAGUGGAGAGUAGCUCAGGGCGCAAAAAGUAUGUGCGACUAUGCAAGAUCGACAACCGGGGGAACAAGAAGAAGCGCGACAACGUUCACCGACGAUGA